Molecule: messenger RNA, 3658 nt
Organism: Zootermopsis nevadensis
Lineage: Eukaryota; Metazoa; Arthropoda; Insecta; Blattodea; Termopsidae
Source: RefSeq, a predicted model, not a curated record
GUGGGUGUCGAGGUGGUGGUGCUCGUGGUGGUAGCGGCGGGGUCGGCGGCGGCGGUGGCUCUGAUGAUGGUGGGAAGUGGGUUCAAGUGUAUGUUUAGUGGUCUCUUGGUGCUUUUGUGGGUCGGCUGGGAGUGGUAGGUGAGUUGGUUGGGUCGUUAGUGGGUGAGGCAGUGUUGGGUGGAUCGGUGAUGGUUGGGGCCGUGGUGAGUCAGUGGUAAUGUGUCGGUGUUGGACAUGGGGAUGGUGCUUGUGUCGUUGGGGUUGGUCGGAUGUGCGUGGAUGUAGAUCUUAAUGGGAUGGUUGUUAGUGUGAAUUAAGUUGGUGAGAGGUGUUUGAUGUGAGGUGGUGGGCAGUUGGUAGAGGGUGGGUAGAUAGUUACUGUGUUGAUGGUGGGUGAAUCGUCUUCUGUGGGUAGUUCGGUGUUCAGAGGGUGGUCUGUAGUUGGUUUGUCGGUGGUGGGUGGAUGGUAUUUGUAUUUUCUGAAUGGUUUUUAUAAUACACAGACCUGGAGGCCUCUGUAUUGGUAUUAUAAGAGGCAUGUAUGGUAGUUCUAAAUUGGCUUUAUGUUAGGUUUGGAUGUCAUUAAAUGGUCAUUACAACAGGCAGGCCUGGAGGCCCGUACACAAGUAUGAAAUGCCAAUCACAACAGGGAUAUCAUAGUUGUAAUGUAACUAUAGACGAAUCCUUUCAUUUACCCUAGAUCUAGCUACCGUUGGGAAGCUUAUUCAUCUCUAGGAAAAAUGUCUUCAGUUAUGGCAAUCUACCCCUGUGAACACAGAGCUUCAGCAAGAAGACUUUCAGCAUUACAUUAAAACGAGAGUAACGAAACAAGUUCAGUCUUUGAUUAACUUGAAUUGUCUAUGUAUGGUGGAAAUCUACAGAUUGCAUAUUAAGCAAUCAGCCCCACUGGGAGGUUGCUGGUCCUGCCCUGAGUUGGGAGAAUCGAGUCUACAACCCCCACUGUAUUUCUUAAAGAUCCAUUUUAAUAGCGUGUCUUCCUUUCAGGUAUAUGGAUUCGAAUUUUGUACAUAAUUCUCAUCUAUCCUACAUAUGCUAUAAACUCAACUCAUGUCAUCCCCACUGAUUUUAUCGUCUUAAUAAUAGUCUGUGCAAGUCCAUGAUCAGAAUCUGAGGUGCUAAUUAAAAUGACAUAAACCAAUGAAAUUAUAAACAAAGUCCGUGGAAUAGAGUUCUUUUUUGCUCAGUUAGCUAGUCAAUAAAUUUUCUGUUCAGUAUGGAACAUAGAGGUUCGUUAACGAGUUCACAAGAACCUGCCACCUGUUCCUACGCCAGAUUAAUCGAAUCCACAUCCCGCAAUGCAUUGACCUAUAAUCCAUUUUAAUAUUAUCCUUCCAUCUAAGCCCAGGUCUUCUGAGUGGUCUCUUUCCUUCAGGCUCAUUAACUAAAAUUUUGUAGUGCACAUUUCUCAUCUAUGGAGCUCGUCACAAAAUCAGAAACAACAACCAGAAAAGUUUUGUCACAAAAUACAGACGCUAGCAUAAUUACUUGAUAAGACGUACCUCAGCCUCUUCCUACACUUUAAAAAUGUAUCGCCUUCAAUCGUACUUUCAACCCCACCUUUCCCCUACCUAUUUGCAAUGAUGACAGGUUGGGUCACGUAAAGAGAAGCAGAACCUAUUGUAAGCACAACUAACACGGAGACACCAAUCAAUACGUCCUUGCUGAGGCAAUCCACCUGUUUGUUCCACGACAUUUCUCCCAGUCGAUGGUAAGCGGCCUUACCUGAAGGUUGUGAUGGGGACAGGAAGCAGCCGCAAUCAGGUGACAAUCGAGACAUUGCUUAGACCAGCCCCUGCAGACGAUGAUUCUUCGGAUGUGGUCGUCACGAGGAAGAGACACCCGCCAAUACGACAACCAACCACCGAGAAAACUCUUAAGGAGGCUGGAGCAGAAAUGGGAAAACUCCGCCAGGACUUGCAUGACGUUACUAGUAUCCACAACGACGAUGAACUUGAAGAUAUUCAGGACCUUGAACAGACUUUUGAUUCCCUUGGUAUUCCUUCAAGUUCUAAUUUUAUCAGUGAUCAAGUUGAUCUUAAAAUUCCCGACAAACCUUCACACGAACGUGACCUCUCACUGCUGAAAACAAAAUGGACUGAUUUUGAAGUUGGUGUUCCCGUUUUGCAAAAUUCGCCUGAAAGAGAUAAUUGUACUGAAAACACUGCAACGACCUUUGGGUGGGGCAGUAUUAGAUCCUCUUCCGGUCCCCAGACACGUUUCGAUAUUCCACCGUCAGCAUUACUAAAUAACAACAAUAAUAACACAAAAUCAGCGCCUAUGAAGUUCACAUGGAGCCCGCCAGAACCCAUGAAAUCUCCAGACGAAUGGAUUUAUCAGAAGAGCAUCGUUGAUGGAUUUGAUCCUGAUAAAUUUCGGAGAGCCAAUAAGAAGGAUGCACUGAAUGAGGGAAAAGAAUCAUCUAGUUCAAAGACAGAAGAUAUUGUCAUGUUACAUCCACAUAGUGUUCCAGACUAUGACCUCUCAGAACAACAGAUCUUGGACAGCAUUGAGAAGGAGUUUGUGUCCUGACAAGAAAUAUAAAAUUCCACUACUCCAACUAUCAAAAAGAGUAUACAACCAGUAAAAGACACAAAAAAACUUCCAUCAGAAUUGAAUUUCAACUGACACAUUAUUAACUACAGAACAAUGAUCUACAUUUGUUCUUAGAGGCUGGAAAUUAAACAUUCCAGACUUUCAUGAGAUACUUCUGGGAAAAUUUAUUGAUACAUUAAUCACUAGUCCUUAUGGAUGAUGACUUCCAAAAUAAAUAGUCUUCAAAAAAAUUUCUGCUUUAAACACCCAAUUACAGACCACUUAUAAACUAGAUAAUACUUUUGUAAUACAUAUUUUAACAUUGUGUUGUAAGUGAGAGGUAAACCAGCUGCAUAAUUUUCCUGAAAUUUGGUCCAUAGUGGGUAGCCAUUCCUAACCUUUCAUGUUCACUGGAAAACACAAAUCCCAUUUCAAUUUUCCUACAAUACACAACCUACAGGAAAAGCAUGUUCAUUUAAUUUUGAGACUAUGUAUGUGUAACAAUUUACAGAUUUUCAUAUUCUGGAAAGAAUAAUAAAUAAAGGUUAAAUAAAUUCUAUGAAUAAUGCAUGCUGUGAGUAUUUUGUCACAAAGUGUGUAAACUGACUCACUUCCACAUACCAAACAAUAGUUACAUCUACAUGCAUUGUGAAAAUGCAUGCAGCAAAUACCAUGUAGGAUUUAUAAUUUCCACAGUGGCGAGUCUGAAGAUGGCUGUCUUCUGGGUUAUUGUACCAUGUAGUUUGGUAGAAGUUUACCGAUGUUUCAGAGAUCCUUGCUACCUCCAUCAUCAUCAUUGCCCUGAUGAUGGAGGCAGCAAUGACCUCUGAAACAUCGGUAAACUUUUACCAAACUGCAUGCCACAACAACCCAGAAGACAGCCAUCUUCAACAAAUACCAUGUUAUAGUAUGCAAGAUAAGAUCAAAAUCAGUGACUGACUACUGCACAUUGUCAUCUCAUGCAAAUUCCCUUAUUAUCAUCAUUAUCAUAGUUAUUCAUAAAAUAUUAUUCGGAUGAUUAAAUCAAGGAGGAUGAGAUGGAUGGAGUAGGGGAGAGAUGACAAAUGCAUGUAAAGUUUGGUUGCAAAUGAACAGACCAGGUCUA